Neoarthrinium moseri is the source of this 1584-nucleotide messenger RNA. RefSeq lists its product as uncharacterized. NCBI's taxonomy places the organism in Eukaryota, Fungi, Ascomycota, Sordariomycetes, Amphisphaeriales, Apiosporaceae. Gene Ontology annotation, molecular function: protein binding. The transcript has a single exon. Bases 1 to 1584 code for a protein of 527 amino acids. The record is from RefSeq and is a predicted model, not a curated record.
AUGGCAGCAGCCGCGCUCUUCGGCAAGCUAACGUGCGGCCUGUGCGGCUUCGUCCCCCCGGGCGCCCAGCCCGACACCACCGGCUGGGCCCAGUACUACCGUGCCGUCUACUGUGUCGGCCCGGACCCCUCCGCGGAGCCCACGCUGUCGGGCGUCGGCUUCCAGCGGCCGCAAGACCCGGAGCACGUCGUCCCCGCCGCGGCACACCAGCGCCUUGAGGAGGGCGACCCGGGCCUGUAUCCCUCGGCCGGUGGCCUUGUCCGGGUCCGGGACGUCAAACCGCCGGGCCCGGAGGUGCCCGCCGAGGAGCAGGUCGACUUCGCCUGGGGCUUCGUGUUUCACGAGGCGUGCUGGGCCGUGUUGGAGCAGGCUGUCACGCCCGCCAGCGUGGACGUGCCUGCCCUGUGGAGGGUGCUGUGCAGUGUGCCGUGCGGCAGCGAUGUGCCCAAUUGGGGCCACAAUUAUGGUGGACUGUACAUGGGCACCAUGAGGGACCAGACCAAGGGUGAGCAUUUCGUGCUGCUGGGGAGAAACUCGAACCUGGUCAUCCCCAGCACCUUCUCGGAUCCCUACAAGGUCCCGGAGAUCGAAAGGCUGGUGGCCAACUUGAGGAUCAGGCCGAGUCCGGAGAGAGAUGAGACAGAUAACGGCGGCCCAGAACCAGCGGUCAGCAGGGGCAGGAAGUCCCCGGGCGGCAGUAUGGGAAAUAAGGACCCGUUUGCUUUGCUUCCCACGGAGCUGAAGGAGCUGUUGCUAUCAUAUACAGAGUCGCCGGCAGUGGCGAGCCUCCGGCUUGCGUCGCGCGCCAUGGCCUCGAUGCCGCUCACGCAGCACUUCUUCAGGUCCAGGUUCUGGCCCGAGCGGGAGAUGCACGCAUUCUUCGACGCAUUCCUGCUUCCCGAGAGCGAGGUACGGGGAACCGACUGGACGAGGCUGUACUGGCAGCUAAAGACAAGGCUGAGGUUCAACCGGGUCUGUCUCGGGGAGCGCAAUCGGCUGCGGAUCUGGAACCAGACGAUAAAGCCGUUGACCGAGGCCGUGAGCCAGAUUACCAAGAUGAGCCCGCUCAUGGGAGGCCCCGACUGGAUAUGGGAUACGCAGGGAGCCGAUCUAGAGACGGACUGGAAGAUCCUGAGCACGUCAAGGUUCCAUGCACCGCUCGCCUUUGGAGAAGUGCGGCGAGCGGUAUACAGGGCUGAGGUGGAAAUCCCUGCCGACCGACUGACUGGCGUGUUUAUCUCCUUCGUCCACUUUUUCAACACGCGGUAUAUCACGGGGCUCCGAUUCGUGUCUGAAGGCGGCUCUGGCGUGGAGAUUGGGUAUAUCCUGAGCAAGGCGGAAGAGUACCUGCCCGUGUACGGCUCCUUGGACGGUUUCUUCUGUGCCGUCGAUGAGUGCGGGUUUAGGGCUCUGGCUCUUCUUACGGGGCAGCAUAUGGUGACCGAGUACUUAUCAUGGGUAGGCGAGGGCGAUUCGUUGAGUGUGAGGCCGUUGAAAUCUUCGGGAACGCGCCUGAGGAAGUUGAGAGCAUCGUUCGAUGUAAGUCAAACUAAGCACGCGCGUGGACACGAGGACAAGUACUGA